Molecule: messenger RNA, 1345 nt
Organism: Magnolia sinica
Lineage: Eukaryota; Viridiplantae; Streptophyta; Magnoliopsida; Magnoliales; Magnoliaceae
Product: E3 ubiquitin-protein ligase BIG BROTHER-like
Exons: 9
Coding region: 384-1127 (247 amino acids)
Biological process (GO): protein ubiquitination; negative regulation of organ growth
Molecular function (GO): ubiquitin-protein transferase activity; ubiquitin conjugating enzyme binding
Source: RefSeq, a predicted model, not a curated record
ACCAUAACUCGAUCGCCUCGCAUUUUCAUGCUCUUCGCUUCCAUUGCAGAGAGAGAGAGAGAGAGAGAGAGAGAGCACGAUCAGAUGCCUAUUUAAGCUCUAGAAUUUCGGUAUAUCCUUCCUUCAAUCUCUCGAUCGAUCGAUAACCUCGAUCUUUUCUUCUUCUUCUUCUUCUUCUUCUUCUUUUUCAUGGCGAAAUCGCAGAAGCGGAGGCGUUAAAAUGCGGAACUCUCUGAGAUCGCGUUAGACGAGAAAAUUCGGAAGGGCAUAUGCGCACCAGCAGAAAAUCUUGAAGAAAAAUUGAGACUGGUGUGUGUAUUCCCCACGGGACAAUGUAAGCUAUACGGCAAUCUUGAUUUCGUGACUGAACAUAUUGGUUUCAGAUGAACGGCAACCGGCAGGUGGAAGUUCAUUACAUAGAUACUGGAUUCCCGUACACAGUGACCGAAAGCUUCAUGGAUUUGUUUGAAGGUCUGACAUAUGCUCAGGCGGAUUUUGCUCUCGCAGGAGCUUUAUGCGAUCAGGAAAGUGCUUAUUGGUCAAUGCAUAUGAAUUCGUACAAGUAUGGACCAUCUAGUUCAGGCAGUACUUCAUAUUACAGUCACAGCCAUGCUUAUGAGGUAAACGAUUAUUUGCCAAGAAUGGAUGGAGGCCGAAGGCCUUGGGGCAACCUCUCAUUGGUGAAUAGUGAAGAGCCACCAGCCCUCAUUCUGCAUGAGAGCAGAGGUGCUGAUUCAACUAUACAUGCCAGCCGUGAGGAAUGCAUUCGAAGUCGCGAUAAUGCAAGUUCUCAGGCCAUUUGGCAAGACAAUAUUGAUCCAGACAACAUGACUUACGAGGAAUUACUGGAUUUAGGCGAAGCAGUUGGAACUCACAAUCGAGGUCUCUCCCAAGAACGUAUCUCUUCACUUCCAAUCUCAAAGUACAAGUGUAGCUUCUUUUCAAGAAAAAAGUCGCGAUGUGAACGGUGCGUGAUUUGUCAGAUGAACUAUAAAAGAGGGGAUAGGCAGAUGACACUGCCAUGCAAGCAUGCCUACCAUGCCAACUGUGUCACCAGAUGGCUUAGCAUCAACAAGGCAUGCCCCAUUUGCUACAUGGAGGUGUUUGGUGAGGAAGCUAGGCAUUAAAGAAUCUCUGGUGAGGAAAAACUCGUCUUUGGUAUGUUCCCACGCCUCCACGAAUUUGGCACGACGACUCUGUUAAUUUUCUUUUUUUCUUUGUUACUUCUCCACACAUCUUUUGAUAGAAGAACCUUCUUAUUUAAUAUAUAAUAACCGAAUGUAAUGAACCCAUUUGGAAUGAAUAUUUCCCUGUGUAUCUUGCUGUAGAUGCUGGGAUUUGUGCA